ACGAGAAGAGGUGAGAUGAGGACAGGUACAAUAGAACAUCAGCUACUCCUCUUUCUAACCACUAGAUGGAGACAAACCAUAACUGAAGACAAACUGGCAACACAGUUCCCUGGAAACCCUCAGCAGAAGAAGAGCAGCAACGGUUUCCCGGGGCGGCCUGCUGUGGUUCUGUUCCUGUUGGGUCCGUCAGGUGUAGCAGAGAUGGAGCCCCCUGGAGGAGGAGAAGAGAAACUCUGCAUCUACCUGUUAGGAGGCAGAGGGGAGGAGGAGCAGGAGGUGACCAGGCGGGAGGUGGGCUGCCAAUGGGAGAGUCCUGAGGAAGCAACGAGAAAGGAGGUGGGCUGCCAGAGCAGCUGUGCUGAAACCAGGGACGCCGGUGUCCAGGUGGACCUACUGAGUCAGCACCUCAACUGGAGACACUCAGGUGGGCAGGAAGGUUCUUCUGCUAUGCUGCUGCAGUGUCUCACAGUCAGACCUGAUGGAUCGGAUGGUGGUGCUCUGCUUCAGCACUGCACCCCUAACCGGACCAGAACCAGAAUCAUCAGACCUGCAGUUAAACUCUCUGAUGAGCCCACUGAGACCAGGACUCGAACCAGGAAGAGACCGGUCCUGCAGAGCUCCAACACCAUCAGUCGAAAUGGCAGGCAAACCCGGCGCCGAAGCGAGUCUCCUGACCUCCAACAGGAAGAGGAGGAAGAGGUGGUUACAGUGGAGGAGGACACUGGUGAUCCCACUUGGACCCCUAACGGAGACAUGGCUGGCUCCCGGCCCUUGGCUCCCUCAGCCCCGCGGCCGGACUCCAACUCCUGGCACGGCCCCCUGCAGGCAGUAAAGCUGGAGCCCGACAGCACAGUAUGUGAUGUGUGCGGUAAGGUGAUGAAGAACAAGUCAAGCCUGGCGCGCCACUCCUUCAUCCACACUGGGAAGAAGCCGUUCGCCUGCCAUCUUUGUGAGCUUCGCUUCAACCGCCGCGACAAUCUGCAGCACCAUUUGAGCCGUCUGCACCCAGAUGGCAUGGCCAGGCGUGAGAAGCGGCAGUUGGCGCCCGCAUGGUUGUGUGCUGUCUGUGGGAAAACCUUCAGUUGUCGGUCUCGGUUGAAGACCCACGAGGUGAUCCACUCUGGCGUAAAACCGUACCAAUGCGACCUCUGCCCUAAAGCUUACAUGAGGACCAAUGACCUGGAGCACCACAGAAAGAUAGUGCAUGUGGCUGGCACUGCUGAGCCUCAGCGCCCUGCCUCACUGCUCUGUGACCUCUGCGGCAAAGAGUUCAAGUGCCGCUCGCAGCUCGCCGUCCAUUUCCAGACGCACACUGGCGAACGUCCUCAUCUCUGUGACAUCUGCGGCCGCAAGUUUGCUCGUCAGUACCAGCUCAAGCGCCACAAGAUCCUUUUGCACCCCAACCACAUCAACGCAGAGGAGAACCUGCCCCCCGACCUCACGUUCAUCUGCAACGUCUGCGGGAAGAGGCUGAAGUCUGAGGCCCUGCUCACUGCUCAUGCUCGCAUUCACAUGGGUGACAAACCCCAUCACUGCAGUGUUUGCCUGCGCAGCUUCCAGCGGGCCGCCUGCCUAAAACAGCACCACCUACGCGUGCACCUGAGGACGAAGGCUGGCGAGACAUCGCACGCCUCUGGGCGCAGGAGAAGCACCGCCACUUUGAGUGCCUUCCCCUGUCCCGUCUGUGGCAAGGUGUUCCGCUUCCGCUCCCUGCUGGCAGGCCACGCCCUUAUCCACAGUGACGUUCGGCCGUUCUCCUGCGACUUCUGCAGCCGCAGCUUCCGACGCCUCAGCCACCUCAAGAGGCACCAAGAGGUUGUUCACGCCAACGGAGCACGCCUGCCUGAGAGCUUCGUCUGCCACAUCUGCGGCAAGGACAAGAAGUGCCGUUCUCAGCUCGCCAGACACGUCAUCAUCCACACCGGAGAGCGGCCGUUCGUCUGCGAGCUCUGCCCCGCCCGUUUCAACCGCCGCGGCAAUCUGCAGCAGCACCAGAGACGCAUGCACGGAAUUGGCAAGCCGGGCGACAGUGAGGCUCCACCCAUCUUGUUUGAAGACGAAGUGGACGCUUUGAGCUACAAGCAGGAGGAGAUGGUGGAUGAUGGGGACGGAGUAGAUUCGCUGCACAGUCUGGACGGCAUGGACGUGGCCAGUGAGCCGUGUGAGGUCACGACGGACAGUGACGCCAUCGAGCAGCUGGAUGCCACCUGACAGGCGUGAUGUUCUGAGCGUGCUCACUCUGGAACCUUGUGAACGGUGACCAACGUUGCUGUAGAUCAGAUAAAUAUGUUGGUUGUCAUGGAAACGUGGAGUAUUUUGAGGCAACUGCCUGUGGAUGUGUCUCCAUGGCAACGGGGACUGAUUAAUUACAGACUGAUGAGGUGGAUCGAUGUUGAUUCUUCAAUCAGGUGGGACAGAAAUCAUCCAAUCAGGUAGCAGCAGCUUUUUUGCCUUCAUGCUAAUGUAUAAAAUGGUUCUGGAACCAAAACCCCUCAGAUGAAGUUCUUUUCCUUCAGUACGUUCUGAUGAGUUUUUGUUUGAAUGGUAAGAAUUUCUUCCUUUCCAUCUGCGAGUUGUUCUGUUUAAGUUUGACUUGGCUGCAUGUUCUGAUGUUUGAGAAUGUUUGGACCCAGUUUCUCUGUGUAGUUCUGUUGGCUCUCAGGUCAGGUUGGUGCCUUUCAGCAGUUGGGAGAAGAGAUGAUGGUUUUGAUUUAAUAAAAGUCUUCCCAUG
This is a messenger RNA of Girardinichthys multiradiatus, 2731 nucleotides long. Its product is annotated as zinc finger protein 436-like. Gene Ontology annotation, molecular function: RNA polymerase II cis-regulatory region sequence-specific DNA binding; DNA-binding transcription factor activity, RNA polymerase II-specific. The record is from RefSeq and is a predicted model, not a curated record. The transcript is spliced from 4 exons. Gene Ontology annotation, cellular component: nucleus. Gene Ontology annotation, biological process: regulation of DNA-templated transcription. NCBI's taxonomy places the organism in Eukaryota, Metazoa, Chordata, Actinopteri, Cyprinodontiformes, Goodeidae. The coding region runs from base 16 to 2211 and encodes 731 amino acids.